This is a messenger RNA of Calypte anna (Anna's hummingbird), 5613 nucleotides long. RefSeq names its product neutral cholesterol ester hydrolase 1 (gene NCEH1). Lineage: Eukaryota; Metazoa; Chordata; Aves; Apodiformes; Trochilidae. Bases 201 to 1427 code for a protein of 408 amino acids. The record is from RefSeq and is a predicted model, not a curated record. Gene Ontology annotation, cellular component: membrane. Gene Ontology annotation, molecular function: carboxylic ester hydrolase activity. The transcript is spliced from 5 exons.
GAGGCGAGGCACAGGCCAGGCCGGUGCUGGCGCAGAGCCGGCGGGGCCGGGGGAGCAGCAGCAGCGGGAGCGGCAGCGGGAGGAGAAGGGACGGAAGCGCCGGGACUUCCUCUGGGGGAGGCCGGCCCCGGGGCGGUGCGGUGCCAGCGGGGAGCCGCGGCGAGGCGGCCCCGCUGACCGCAGGGGUGGUGGCGGUGGCGAUGCGGGCCGCUUGGGUGGUGCUGAUGGCGCUGGCCGCCCUCUCCGCUUACUACGUGUACCUGCCGCUGCCCGGCACCGUGUCGGAUCCCUGGAAGCUGAUGCUGCUGGAUGCCACCUUCCGAGCAGUGCAGCAGACGUGUCACCUGAUUCACUACCUGCGACUCAGCCAUCACUUGAUAGUCCUGAAUUACAUCAUUUGCACCUUUGACAAGCUGAAGUCUGUCUCCUCUGAAGACAUUAAAAUCACAGAUUCUGUUUUUGAUGGUGUAGAAGUCCGAGUGUUUGAACCUCCUGCAAAGCAAGAGGAAAAGCUGAAACGCAGCGUUGUUUACAUCCAUGGAGGUGGCUGGGCCUUGGCAAGUGCAAGAACCAGCCUGUAUAACAAUCUCUGCAGAAUCAUGGCAGAAUCUCUCAAUGCUGUUGUCAUCUCAGUUGAAUACAGGUUGGUACCAGAAGUGUGGUUCCCUGAGCAGUUCCAUGAUGCUCUUCGUGCUACUAAGCAUUUUUUGCAGCCUGAUGUCUUAGCUGAGUAUUCAGUCGACCCAAACAGAAUUGCAAUUUCUGGAGACAGUGCAGGAGGAAAUUUGGCAGCUGCUGUGUGUCAGCAGCUUAGCAAAGAUGAGAAUCUGACCGUCAGACCCAAACUGCAGGCCUUAAUUUAUCCAGUCCUUCAGGCAUUUGACUUCAAUACACCCUCUUACCAGCAGAACAUGAACAUGCCUGUUCUUCCUCGUUAUGUCAUGAUCAACUACUGGAUAGAUUAUCUAAAUGGGAAUUAUGAUUUGGCUCACUCCCUGCUCAUCAACAACCACACCGCCCUCGACGUCAGCCAAGCCGUGGCUUUCCGGGGACGUCUCAACUGGACCACUCUGCUGCCUUCAUCCUUCAAAAAAAACUACAAGCCCGUCAUACAGACCACAGGCAAGGCUGAAAUCAUCCAGGAGAUCCCAGCACUGCUUGAUGUACGAGCAGUCCCCCUCCUUGCAGACACUGAAACCUUGCAGCUGCAGCCCAAGUCCUACAUCCUCACCUGCGAGAACGACGUCCUGCGAGACGACGGCGUGAUGUACGCCAAGCGCCUGGAGAAGGCUGGGGUGGAGGUGACUCUGGAUCACUUUGAUGACUGCUUUCAUGGCUGUAUGAUCUUCACCAUUUGGCCUACUGAUUUCUCAGCAGGCGUUCAGACCCGAAACAGCUAUAUAAAGUGGCUGGAUGAAAACCUCUGAAAAGAGAGCCCCCCUCCAAAAGCCGCAGGGCGCCCGGCUCCGGUGUCUCUUCUUGCAAAGAAUGAUAAAGUGCACUUUUCCCAAAAUCUGACUUGAUCCAUUCAGCUGCAGCUGCUGGGGGUACACACCACUAACUACAGCACUCACUAGCUCGAUUGGCAUCACCCAGCAAAGUGUUUUGAGAAAGGCUUCUUCAAAUUUUGACAUGGCCUCGCCCAGCGAAGUCCUUUUAGAAAUCCAAUUUUGAUGUUUUUUCAGCUUAUUUCAGAUGACUAUUGCCAAUAUUGAGCAGGGAGAUGAGCAUUCCUGUAGCAUUCAUAACUGGCUGCAAGUUCCAAGUUUCGACUCUUAACUAGCCAAAAAGGCCUCAAUUUCCAAAUGAUGUGAGAUAAAGCCAAGCCACCCACAUGUACAUCUGAAUGUGUAAAAUUGGGAGCUAGUUUUUCAACAGUGUUGAGCAUCUGAUGUCAAAGAAAGUGGAAGCACUCCCCUUUGACAGCAAAGCCAUCCAUUUGAAUGUCAUGCAUGGAUUUAGGUGUUGGCUUUAGGCACAUAGAUAAUUGGCUCCUUUAAUUUAUUUUUUUUUUAAUAAAAAAAAAAGCUCUUCCAGACACUUAGGAUGAUGCUAGGCAAGUCUCUUAGCCAAAAAUGUAUUCAGCUUUGGAAUUUGGUCUCUAUGGCCUUUUAUUUAUAUUGUAUAGAAGCACAGGACUAAAUCUAUUUUCAAUAAAGAAUAUUAUAGCAUACAUACAAAAAUGUGGGAUAAAAAUAUUCUGUGUAGCAGCAGAAUCCAGGUUGCUUAUAUAAGUGAGCUUCAAAGCUGUCUGCUUACUUGGCUAAAGGAUGUGGCUUCAUCUGUAUUUAAAGCCUGAGUUGUAUGAACUCCGUACAGAAAACACUGAGCUUACUAAAAAAUAAUCUGCUGUGUGGUUUGCACUAAUUUUUGUAAUUAAGAGAAGAAAUUUUUGUUGUUCAUUGACUUUUCUUUUGUGUUUUGUAGUGUUUACUCGGUUUCAUGCUUCCUGGAAGGAGGGAAGCAAGCAAAGCAAACAGAAGGGAGCUCUAAUCUAUACAGAAGAUUUAAAUCUGAGCUUUGCAGCUAAGCUUUGUCUGUCUUGUAGACUGACCCAAAAUGCUAGGUAAGAUGAUCUCGUUAUUGUGGAACAAAUCUUUACAGUUUAAGCCAGUCUGUAAAUCCAGACAAGCAGGACAGGGAAGGGAAAACCACUUGGGACAGUUUUUAUUGUCCAGAGUGCUUACUGCUUGCAGAAAUCAAGAUUGUGUCAAAAGCCCAGUGUUCUUAGGCAAAGUGGAAAGAACGAGUGCCCUGUGACUAAACUAGUGGAUUAAAUUCAUCUUCAGCUUUAUCACAGACCUCCUGUGGGACCCUGGAGGAACUUAAUCUCCUUAUGCUACUUUUUUUUUUUCCCUCUUCAAAAGAGGGUGUAGUAAUUUCCUACCUCCCAGAGGAGCUGUGAAGCUGAACUCAGAGGUGUUGGUGAAGCACAGGGAUGUGACAGUGACUGGUAGGCACUAAACACCUCUUGUUGCUUCUGACUUUCCAUCCUCCUCUAACAUCUGUCUCAGAGCAGGCUGGGCAGUGUUGUGAGGAUGCAGUGAGCUCACCUCUGUCCUGCCUUCUAUCAAAGUACCAUAAGAUGAGGUCACUGGGAGAUCAUGACAAAGGCAGUUCCCCUGGAGCCUUUCUUAUGGCAGGAUUCUGAAAAGUUCUUUAAAAAUCAACAAAAAGGUACUAGUGGAUCAAACUACCUUCUAUCAUUUAAAAUAUAUACAGAGCAGUCCACUUUCAUUGGUAUUUAAAUAGGAGAUUGGCUUUGCUGAAUGAUUUCUCCCAAGGAACAUCAGGUUGGUAACGUGGUAUUGGGAAAAGCUGUUCAUGAGACAAGGCCUCCAUGUGGGUCAGGCAUGCAGCCUGGAACUCAUUUCUGGGCACAGGUUCAUACUGAGGUCACAAGCCAAAGCUUUUUCAAUAGUGGCUUAGAGUCAUCUUCCAUUUAGAUCAUUACAAAGAUUCAGUGGAAUUAGAGCAGCCGAGUGACAAUCUUAAGUCAAGAAAUUUUGAUUAAGAGAUCCAAUUAGCACUGCAAAAGAAUUCAAACUUUUUGGGGGGAUUUCAAGCCUCUUUCCUCCCUUUCUCCAUAAUCACAACUUCGGUACAUAACAAUUUACACUUAAAACAGAUAGCAGCCAAAUUCAAAAGACAAAUUACUAAUCUGAUCCAAAGUCCUUUCUACUGUAUGGAGACAGCUCCAUUUACCUGACUUUAAAAUAUGACUUAAAGACUGAAAAAAAUAUCAUUAAACUGAGUUGUAACAACAGGCUUCUUCUUGGCUUUCAACCCAAGUCAGAAAAGGUGUAAUUUAUAUCCUCCUGCAGUCAUUAAAAGAUAGUACUAACUGUCAUACUGGAAAAAAAAUGUUUAAUAUUCCUAUAAAUUCCUGUAAUAAUUACGUCUGCCCAAGAGCUGUCUGCAAAGCUUUAGAUCAGCAUUUGUUUAUAGCUGAGUUUAUAAAUACCUGCUAUGAAGCUAUAAUAUAAUUGCUGCUGGUUUGGUUUGUUGUUUUUUUUUGGUUUUUUUUUUUUUAAUGAAAUGGAGAGCUGGAAUAUAUAUUCAUGAAGUUGGUUGUAAAUUUCCUUCUUGCACUGAAGCACAUUAAAGUCUUGGCACAAGAAAUGGAAGUAUAUAACUGGACUGAACGUGUUUACUUAAAGUUAUCACCAGCCUGGUGCAACAUCCAAGAUCCCAGCACAACUUGGAUGAGGUGUCAGAGUAUUAACUGGUUCUGUCAUACUGACUGUCUCAUCAUGCAGCUGGGUGAUAGCUGCAAAUAUAUGUGAUGCAUCCUAUAACAUACAGAAGGAGUAUCUACUACUUAAAAUAGGGCAUAUAGCCACUCAAGACACUUGGUUAAAAUCCAGUGGCAACCUUGAAGUUAGUGUUAGCCCAAACUCAGCUUUUCAUCCUAUUUUGCUUUGUUGCCCUUUGCAUUCAGUCCCUGUGCCUGGAGUUGAAGGUUUAGGGUUGUUCCCAGCUGAGCUGCUGCAAGCUCCUGGAAACCCUGCAGGAGCUCAGCUGGGACCUGGCACUCCUGCUUCCAGAAAGCUGAUGUCUGUUAGCAAGAGAUGAAGAUAAAUGGGUGUUACAACACCUCGAUUUGUGCUGGUGUGUAGAACCCUGUCUCCUAAAGUGUUUCCUCAGGCAUACCCAGUGCCUUCAUUCCUUGGGUAUUUCACAAAGCUACUUAGGGCACUUUGCAUACCCUAGGAUCAGAUCAAGUGUUUGUAACUUUCACAAGUACACUAAAAGAUGAUACUCGGUAAAUUUGUCUACAUGUCAUUAAAUCAGGGAGUACAAUUAGCUACUUUGUGAAGUCAGCUUUUUAUUUUCCCUCCCUCCUACAAUUACAAAUGUAUCCAUUGCAAAAAUGCCCUCCUAAUGACCACCAAAGCAUUCAAAUGUACUCUUUAUAAACAAAAAUUAUAACAGAACCUACAGACCUUUGCCUCCCUCUUUUGUGAACUAUGUUAUCCCCAAUAUUUUGGCCAGUAUUUGCAGGAAUAAAUGGAGGUUUUGUUUGCCUGGAAUUGGAACCUCUUGAAGGAUGGGUGUUCAGCAUUUCUGGAAACUCAGACCAAUUUCAAGAUGUUUCAUGAUGCAUAAAAAUUACAAAUCAGUUCCAUUUUCUGUCCUUCAUCCAGGUAAUUCCAAAAUCCUAUCCCUAGGGUAGUGUGGCCAUUGUGGGUUUAUUUCCUACAAAUGAAAGCAAAUGCUUUAUCUUUAAAAAUUCUUUUGUAGUGUUUGGGCCUCUGUAUUUUUUAAUUAGAUGCAUUGUGGGUAUCUUUUUUAUCUCUUACCAAACUUUACUAGAAUUUUUUUCAAAUAAAAAUAUUAAAAAUAGAUCAACCCAAACCUUUUAAGCUGCUAUGGUAUUUAACAACACUUGUUUAAAAAAAUAAAACGAAACCAGCUGGUUUAAUGUUCUUUUGUUUACGAUGUUCAGAACCCUGAAGUACAACAUACUUGAUGUGAAUGCAUUCAAUAUCUUAUGCAUGACCAUUUUUUGCUUCUUUCCCAGUGCAAAGAUCUUGCAAGAUCUAAUUAGCAACUGUCAUUGAAAUGUGCUAUUGAAAUGAAGAACAAAUAAAUAAAGUGAAAUAUACCUGU